UGUCUCUCAAUUUCCAUAUUAUCUACUCCUUCCUUUGAUAAGUUUGUUUUUCCACCUACAUAGUGUGACGUUGAUGCAGGACGUGAAAAAGUUAGUACAAAAAACAUAAUAAGGAAGCUCAUUUUCAAAUACACCAUUGCAAUGAUCCUUUGUCCCAUAAAGUAACGGCAUAAACGAAUUAGAAAAUCUUGAGUAGAUUUUUCAGUGUGGUAUAUAUCAAUCUGCAUUAAAUAUGAAAUAAAAGGUAUGAACCUAAUUUUUUAUCAUCACAAUCAGAAAACCCUAACUCUCUAUCGAAGAUCAAAAGGUAUGAACCUAAUUUUUCCAGUUUCAUACUUGUCAAGACUAUUAUUCCUUAGUAACAGAAAUCAUUUGUGAAGAGUAAUAGAAAUCAGUGGAGAUGUUUCGGUUGGAUGCUGUUCUUCAAUUAGGAAUUGUUGAUUUGGGUUUGAUGUUGAAGUUGUUUCUUACAAGGGCAUCAGCUCCGGCUCAUAGAAGAGUUAAGGAAAGUCAUCUUAGUUCUGAUGCCAUCUUCAGACAGAGUCAUGCUGGUUUGUUCAAUCUCUGUAUUGGUGUACUGGUCGCAGUCAAAAUAAGACUUAUUACUGAAAAUUUAAUGAAGCUUUACAUCACUAAGAGACUGGCCACUUUUCAUGUGUUGGUAUGCAUCUACUCUCUAUCCCAUGCUUACUUUGAAGUAACUACAUCUUUGGAACUUCCUGACAUGAAUAUUAUUGAACCGUGUUUAUCUGAAUUCAAUCUCAGCCUACCUUUGUUUGUGGUUGCUUCUUAUAUGGUUGAAAAGAUAGCUCAAAAUAAGCUCGUUUCGGAACCAGUAAGUAAUAACAAGGUUAUUUCAUUUUGCAUUUUAUGCCCUUUAGCCAUCAGCAUAGUUAUCCAUGACUAUAUACAUUCACAAGAUGUGCUUUUAAGCUCCCUUGGGAAGUUUUAGUUCUUGUACUGGACUUGCCAGUUUGACAUGUAGGUGAGUAGAAUACCCUUCCGUUUUUUCAGCAUACGUGACUUCGAUUUUUGGUCUUUACUUUAGUUGCUAAUGCCCACACCAUAUGUCACAGGGACCCAUUUUUGAAUGAGAUCGAAAAAUUGGGUAACUAUUCGGAAUCUUAGGAUCUCUCCUGAACUAAUUACUUAAUAUAAUGCAAAUAUUAGCUUUCAAGAUUCGAACAAAGGAAAAAAAAAGAAGGAAUGAAUGGUUAUUGCUAAUUUAGAAGCUUGCUCAGUUACUCUCAUAUCCUGCAGUUUGUAAUUUCUCUUCACGUAGUUAUUACCAUAGAUUCAAUUAUGUACCCAGUUUGUAUGAUUCUCAAUUGAGUGAACUUAAUGCAUUUCGACUUAAUCCUUACAUUCUCCGGAUACAUUUUUUUUGUUAUAUUAAUGUGAUGGUUUUACUGUUGUAUGUUAGAGACCCCGGUUUGAGUUAUUCAGCUUUUGUGCAGGAUUGAUUCAAUUGAUGUAUCCGGUGUAACACUAAUGCUUUUUGCUAGUGUUGUGUGGUUUAAGUUGGUGUCAUAUGCACAUACAAAUUACGAUAUGAGGGCGCUUUCCAAGUCCAGCGACUAGUAUACAGAAAUGUUGCUGAUGAACAUUAUGGAUCCAUUUUCAUCCUACUCAUUCUAGAAAAUGAUACAGAAAAUUUAUUGAUCUUUCCUGCACAAGUGGCCCCUUACAGUAUUUUCUAUUCGCUGAUGGAAGAGCACCUGAGCCAAGUUGGUGUCGAUACAACUAACAACAAAUGGAACAAAACGCUUGUUUUGGGUGUGGUGGAUCCAAAGGAUUCAUUAUCUCAUCCGGCAGGGGUCUUUGAUGUUCAAGUUAAUUCUGCUACGUGCUUAGAUUCUGAUCAUUUUGCCAACUUCUUGGUGAAAACAUAGGCAAAGCUUCUGAAUGCCUUUUGUACUGAAAGAUGGAACUCGAAUUAGUCUACAAAGUCUAAUCCAAUGUUAUGAGGACACCUAGCUGAUGAAGUUAUUCCCUGAAAUUGUUCGAAACAUCUGUGACCAAGACGUGCUUGCAGAAGAUAAGAUUCUUCAAUGACUCCGCUGAGGAUUAAACCUCAAGGGAAGUUGAGCAGUUGGGAUAUCACUUGCUAGAAAACUCAUAAGCUUUGAUUUUACUGUUUGUAUCUGGCUAAUGGCUAUGCAUGUAAAUGAUGAUUGACGAUUUUGGUUUUUGUACUUCAAGGCUUAUGGUUUAUAAUGAUGAUUGCCAUAAUUUUUCUUCUGGCAUAUGACCAUGAAUGGCAAACCCCUUCCUUUCGCUUA
This is a messenger RNA of Papaver somniferum (opium poppy), 2282 nucleotides long. Its product is annotated as diacylglycerol O-acyltransferase 1-2-like. Bases 401 to 952 code for a protein of 183 amino acids. Gene Ontology annotation, molecular function: diacylglycerol O-acyltransferase activity. Gene Ontology annotation, cellular component: chloroplast envelope; endoplasmic reticulum membrane. The transcript has 8 exons. The record is from RefSeq and is a predicted model, not a curated record. NCBI's taxonomy places the organism in Eukaryota, Viridiplantae, Streptophyta, Magnoliopsida, Ranunculales, Papaveraceae. Gene Ontology annotation, biological process: triglyceride biosynthetic process.